AUGUCCAGCGUGUCCGUGGGAUCAUACAUUUCGUCUCCCAGCAGUGGAUGGCAGGCGAUCUCUGACACAGCAUCCACAUUUAUCGGUGGACCGAAGGCCAUAGUCGACAACAUCGCGAGCCAGGUUGGAGCAAAAUGGAUUGAAGCCCUCGGUUCCUAUUUCAUUGAUUGCACCGGUGAUCAUCCUGAUAUCGAGUUCGGGAUUAACGGCAACACCUACAGUAUUUCGGCCAACAAAUUACAGAAUCUCGGCCGGCAUCGGACUUUGCAUGUUCGCUUUCUUCCCAUCAACAGGUGGUGGAUUCUAUCCAUCUUGGAUGCUUGGACCACCUCUGAUCAGAGAAUACUGCCAAAUCCAUGA
This is a messenger RNA of Cooperia oncophora, 360 nucleotides long. The record is from the annotation of a GenBank genome assembly. Lineage: Eukaryota; Metazoa; Nematoda; Chromadorea; Rhabditida; Trichostrongylidae.